Molecule: messenger RNA, 543 nt
Organism: Pogona vitticeps (central bearded dragon)
Lineage: Eukaryota; Metazoa; Chordata; Lepidosauria; Squamata; Agamidae
Product: lysozyme C, milk isozyme
Molecular function (GO): lysozyme activity
Source: RefSeq, a predicted model, not a curated record
AUGAAAGCUCUUCUGGCCGUCACCCUUCUCUGCCUCCUUGUUGCAGUGAAUGAAGCCAAAGAGUUUCAGAAAUGUGAGCUGGCUUCAAUUCUGAAUCAGCAUGGAAUGGAUGGCUACUAUGGUUACAGCCUGGGCAACUGGAUCUGCAUGGCUUAUCAUGAGAGCAGAUUCAACAGCAAGGCUGUGGGGCCGCCAAACAGCGAUGGCAGUCGUGACUAUGGGAUUUUUCAGCUCAACAGCCGCUGGUGGUGUUCCAACGAACAAGGCACAACGGCCAAUGGAUGCACAAGUUCCUGCAAUGCUUUCAUAGAUGAUGACAUCACAGAUGAUAUCAACUGCGCAAAGAGAGUUGUCCAAGACCCCAACAGGAUGGAUGCCUGGGUAGCAUGGGUUAACAAUUGCAAAGGGAGAGAUCUCUCAAGCUGGACUUCUGACUGCAACCUCUGAAUCUGAUGGUCUUACAUAAAAUCCAACAUUUCUCCUGCCUCUCCUGUAAUGAUCAUGACAGUUCUCCCUUUAUCAGCAGGUUUCAGCCAGGUUAUU